GAGAGAGAGAUUAAAAUUCCACACUAUUAUUCUAUAUUCUUUAAUUUUUUAUUCUCAUUCAUAAUAUUAAUGUUAAAUUUAUUUUUAACGAUAAAUGAAUAAUUCGGUUAUUAAUGAUUUGUUUAAAAUUUUUGCAAAUUCAUGAAAAUAACAACGUCAAUGUGUCGCAUUUGUUUUGAUAAUAUUUAAUGAUCACUUCUCUUUUGGUUUUUAAUUUUAUUUAUUUUUCAUUUAUUGUCAUUGAUAAUAAUUAAAGGAAGAGAGAAAGAGAACUUGAAAUUAACGACGAAAAUCGCUGGGGAUUUCAACGUUUGUCCGGGUUUUGUUCCACUAAAGAGGUCAACCCACUGACAUAUUUUUUUCCUGAUGAGUGCAUCCUCACAUACAUGGAGUUUCAACUGGAUAGUGCAGAGUACUGUCAGGCUCAACACAAAUAGAGAGAAACGCCCGAGUGUUCCAAAACUACAAAGAUACACACUGAAGUAAGCAAAGAAGCGGAAGACCAUCUCAAAUUUAAGAAGGGAAAGAUAUUGAAAAUAUCUAAAAACAUCAACCCCCGAAAGUCAGAAAUCAUCAGCUAGUCAUCAUCAUACGCGAAAUAGAAGAAUUUAUUAGAUGCAAUUGUUAAUUUACCCUAUCUUAUGCAGGCACUGUAGUUACCGAACGCACCUCAUCUGGGAGCACCCAGUGCCAAAUAGAUAAUCUUCCGAGUAAUUUAAAAAACAAAAAAUAAAGUUUCCCCUCCCGAGUGGGAAAAAAAGCGCAUAUCAACAACGCCUAAUGUAACGUAGUUUUUCACCUUUUCGGCGAGAUUCGCACCUUAACCACCCUCCCCAAGUUUUACAUGUAAACCCAUUGUUCUGUCCUCUGUAUAAAAAUAAAGAGUAUUUAAUUUUUUGUUUAAUGAGAAAUAACACAUUUAUAAGACUGAGAAAGCUAUGGACUAAAUCCACAAAACCCAACUUCUGUUGCUUGAUAAAGAGAAAGAGUGGUUGUUUUGAUUUGUAGUUUGAGGUUCAAAAAAAAGGAGUGUUUUAUUCCCCCUCAAGAUAGAGAGAAAACAAAAUAGAAGAAGAGCGUGAGAGAGAGAGAGAAAAAAAAGGAGGAAAAAGAAGAGUUAAGAAACGGGAUUUUUUACACUUCCUCUUGUUGUCAAGAAGGAAAUGAACAUGACGUUCAAAGACAUCAGACCGGCACCAGCCGAAAUUGAAUUCAAAAAUAUGAAGUUCCUCAUUACUGAUCGGCCCAGCGAUCAGAGCAUCCAUACUUUUAUUCAAGAACUGAAGAGGCACAAUGUUAAAGAAGUAGUAAGAGUUUGUGAACCAACGUACAAAGUUGAUGAACUCAGACAAGAGGGCAUCGACGUCAUCGACUUGGUUUUCGAUGAUGGCACCUUCCCACCAAAUGAGGUAGUAGACGAGUGGUUCGAAUUACUAAAAAAUCGAUUCCGUGAAUCACCUGAUGCAUGCGUUGCUGUACACUGCGUAGCAGGACUUGGAAGGGCACCUGUUCUCGUUGUUCUUGCUUUGAUCGAGCUUGGCCUUAAGUACGAAGACGCAGUUGCUUUAAUCAGAGAAAAGAGACGAGGUGCUAUCAAUGCCAAGCAGCUGGCCUAUUUGGAAAAGUAUCGUCCAAAGUCUCGACUGAAGCUCAAGAACGGACAAAAAAACUCUUGCUGCGUCCAGUAGAUAAAAUAAUUCUUUUCUGAAAGCGACUAUAAUAAUUGAUACUAAUUGGUACACAUUAUUGUAUAAGUUUAUGCGUCAGACGACAAAUUAUGUGUCGUACCAUUACUGCUUGAAAUUAUCUGUCAAUGGAAAUGCAACCAAGUCUAUUUAUUUUAUCAUUCGAGUCAUAAAGUGAUGAAACUUUAUUUUUCGAAAAAAAUAAUUCUCACUUAAAAUUUAUCUGGUUUUCUCGCUUUCGUUAGUGGAGCCUGUUUUUUUUCGACUUUUUAUAAAUUGAAUUCAAUUAAUUUUUUUUUAAAUUCAAUAUUUUUUGAAUUUUAUCAAUUUUUAUUUCAGUUCAAUUUAUUUAUUUAUUUUUUUUAAUUAAAGCUGUUUUUUACUUCAAUUUAUUUUUCUAAGUUAUCACGCGAAUUUUUGAUUGAUGACAAGAAAAUGAAUUAGUGCAGGGUUUUUAUAAGCAAUGAAAAACAAAUUAUUUUGAUCUAUUGCUUCUAUUUUGUGCAUUAUCUAUAUGCCAGUGUUUUAUUGUAUAUAAAGAGAUUUGCAAAACUAUUUUAUUUUGCUCUUCUCAACAAUACCGUAUUUAAUUUAGUGACAAAUUGCGAUAAUUGCAAUGUCGAAAAAUGAAAUUUGAAAAUCAAGUGAUAAAUUGAAAAAGGGGGGAGAAAAUAGGAAAAAAAAAUUUAUGCGAGAUUAUGUGAAAUUGUAGAUCUUGUUUUAAAAUUAGAUUUAAAAAAGUAUGUUAUUCCUAUCAAGAGUGAAAUUGAUUUGAUAUUGAUAUUGACCUUCCAUCGAAGGGCAAACACGAUGAAACUUUUGUUUAAAGAAAACUUGAUUGGUUCCGUGAUAAUCUAUUAUCGAUAAGCGCGUUUCAUCGUGCGUGCAAGUAUUUGAUAAACGUAUCACUCUUUCUAUUAUUUUUAUUUUAUUUUAUUUAAACAAAGUGAGAAGUGAAUAGCAAAAUUAUCUAUUUGCGUUUUGUACACACACGCAGGUAGUAAUGUAGGUUAAUAAAAAAUUGUAAAUUAUAUUUUGUAUUGAGACGCAUUUUCUUCUCGUUGAUGGCGAAAUUGUCAACAACAAAAAAAAAUCGACUGAAAAGAAAAAUAAAAAUUACGCCGAGAAAUUUUGUUUUGAACGUCUGAAAUUUAUACAUUAUUUUUUUUCGAAUUAAGGAGCGCGACGAGGAGAAGAAAGAUGAGAAAAAUAAACGGAAAAUUGCUUUUAAGCAAAAAACAAAUUUAAAAUAUAAAAUGACUUUAAAAAUUAUUUUAAAAAAAUUUUUAUCGAUCAAUUUAAAAUAUUUGCAUCUGUCAAUGAUAAAAUUUACGACAAAGUAAUUUGAAAUUUAAUCAAUUGCUUUAUCAUCUUUCUCUUUAAAUUGUGCAAUGAACCCUUACCAAACAUCAAAUUAGGAUUAACAACUGUUUUUAAUUUUUUUUUUUAUUUUUAUUUUUAUUUUUAUUUUUAUUUUUACCUGGCUAAAAUUUAUUCAUUGAAAAAGUACAAUGAAAAAAAACAAAAUGCCGGGUACAAUUUUGUUGCUUCUUUUUGAAGCCUCAGCUAUAUUAAUUUAAUAUGUUGGUCUCCUUAAAUUAAGACACUUAAUGUUUAUGCCUUAACCAACUCGUAGUAGUGAUAUUGGAAAAAAACAAAUAUUUAAUCUCUCGUUCAAUGAUUAUGAACAAAGGUCGUCAAUGAAGGACAUUACGUUGCAUUUCCAAUGGCACUUGGAGCCGGUGGACACUUAACUCUUUAUUGGACUUGAAAAUAAUGCAUUAAUUCGAAAGACGAAUAGUUAAAUUGUGAAAACAAAGGUGAGGUAAUUCACUCCAGAUUUAUAUAUCACUUGAAACGCAGCUCGCUCAUGAUUUUAUCUAAUUUCUCUCUCUUUUUCUGAAUCCUUGUUCGAUAACUUCCAAACAAAAUUAAACACUUGUUCUUUUUCAGAAAAAAAAAAAAAAAAAAAAAAAAUAGAACAUGUGUUUUGUAAUUUUACUAAAAUUAUCAGCGAGUCUGCGCACCACACUAAACUGUGUUCAAAAAUAGUCAAAUUCACUUCUAAAAAGAAUUUUAAGAAUAUAGACUGUUUCUUUUUUUGUUGACUUGAAACAACCGUUUUAAGCUAAUUUUCCAAAUUGUUUUAAAGUUUCCACUAUCUCAGUUUUUAUUUACUAAAAUAAUUUUUUUCUCUAUUUAACAAAAGCAAUUUUCUAUUUUACAAUAAAUUUCCUUUUAAUUUUAUCUUCAAUUCAUCCUUCAUAAAAUUUCGAAGAGCAAAUAUUUUUUUUUUUUGUAUGUCUUCAAUUAUUAUAUUUAAAAAAAAAACGGUUGUCUGAGUAGAAAAAGAAGAAACAGCAAACUGGAACACAAUCCAAUUUUCUUUUUUUGUAAUAUUAAAAAAGAAAAAAAGCACUGCAAUAUUUUUUACCAGAGGAUGGGACGAGGGUCAUUCAUAAAAUAAAAAAAUCGUGUCGAUUCCUAAAUCCAAUAUUGAUAAUAUAUAUAUAUAUAUAUAAUUCUUCGACUUACCUUAGUUCAAAUAAUAUGUUCGUAAAGAAUUACUUAAUUAAAACAUAUAUGAUGUAUUUUGUAACUAUUCCUUUCGCAUUCAAGUAAAUUGAAAAUUAGAUGACUUCGAUAAAUCAGAGCAAAAUUAUAUUUUCAACCAAGUUUGCGAUUAUUUGACAAAAUUAUAUAUUAUAUAUUAAUUAAUAUACUAUGUAAUGAUAAACUUACAAUAAUUAUAUUAAUAAAUUAUAUAAUAUAUAAUGUCAAAAACGUUUUAACAAUGUUUAGUAUUUUAUAUAAAGUUUAGAUAUUUUUCAACAAUUUGAGUAUAAUAAAAUAUUUGUUUUAUUUUUUUAUACGUAUAUAAAUAUAUAUAUACGAAGAAUUCAAAUGUAAAGUUAUUUAAAAGAAAAAAAUCGAGACAUGUGUCGCAUUAGGGAAAAUGGAAUCGAAAUGCUACUUAUAGUUUUUAUCUAUAUAUUUCAGUGCAAAUGAUAUUUUCUAGUAAGCAUAUAUUAUCAGAAACUCGGAAAAUUUUCAUAUUUAAAAGAAAAAUUAAAUAUCGAGUCAGAAGAUUUUUUAGUAGACUACAAAAACUUGUGUAAUCUUACUAGACAAUCUUCGAAAAUUUAAAAAAAAAAAUCUAUUUUUUAAUCUUGAAUUCUCUUUAAAUAAAAAACACACAAAGCUCUCAUUCUUUUUUCUAUUUAAAAACAAAAAAGUAUUAAAAUUUUUUUUAUAGCGUUCUCAAAUAAAAUGUUGAGUUUUUUUUCUGCAAUUCCACACAAAAUUAUUCAAUUUUUCCGUAAUUUAAAUUAAUGACAUUUUCGUGUAAUUUAAAAAUAUAUAAAAAAAAUUGUUUAAUUGUAUAUAAUACAACAAAAGAUAAUACUGUAUCUUGAAUUCAAUUUUGUUUUUAAACAAAAAGAAAUUUUUUGACGUCUGUGUAUGAUGAACUAUAAAAAAAAGAAGAACCGUUUUUGUUAAUAUUGUAAACAAUAACGAAAUAAAGCUGUGUGGAAGUCAUUUUGUGAGAAAAGAAAAGUGUUGACUUUCAAUCUAAUUUAAUGUUCGAUAAUUUCUUUGAAAUUAAAUUAUCAUUUUAAUAA
This is a messenger RNA of Leptopilina boulardi, 5308 nucleotides long. RefSeq names its product PRL-1 phosphatase. Gene Ontology annotation, cellular component: nucleus. NCBI's taxonomy places the organism in Eukaryota, Metazoa, Arthropoda, Insecta, Hymenoptera, Figitidae. The coding region runs from base 1164 to 1688 and encodes 174 amino acids. The transcript is spliced from 6 exons. The record is from RefSeq and is a predicted model, not a curated record. Gene Ontology annotation, molecular function: phosphatase activity. Gene Ontology annotation, biological process: protein dephosphorylation.